AUGUCUUCUGAUGCAUCUGAAAUCAACUUAAAUGCAUCGAACGAUGCAAGAUCGAAUACACCACGUGAUUCUAUAUUGCAGAAGCUUCCUGCGAAACAGAAAUCAAUUAGAGACUCUUCCGGCUACAUCAGACUCUGGGAUUGCUUUAAUCAAGUGUCACAGGCGUCUUUGGUUUUCGAGAUUUUUGAAAGCGCAGAUCCUUGUGACUUCAACCAAGUCAGUGAGGAAGGUACUGUUGCGAAUGAGCUCUUGUGCGUAGCAUUGUCAAUGGAUGCAACGCGUUUUGUGACCGGGGGGAGUGAUACCAUUAUCAAGGUUUACGACUUGACGACAAGACUGCGUCUUUUAAACUUAAAAUCAGGAUCGAGAACCUAUCUAACAAAGGAGUGCACGCAUCACACGAGUCGCAUUUCCGCCUUAGUCUAUCAUCCCAGAGGAAAAAAUGACCAGCUGUAUAGUCAUAUCUUUGUUUCUGCCAGUUGGGAUCAGACCAUACAGAUAUGGGAUGACCGAAAAGUAGCGUCCCUUUGGCACUAUUACGGUCCACAAGUUGUGGGAUCGGAUGGUUUAGACAUAGAUGGCAUGCAGAAUAUCAUUGUGGCUUCUUCAUGGGUCCGCAGUGGUGUUAUGCUAAAAAUGUGGAAAUUUGCAGAUUUUUCCAUCACUGGAAGCUCGUUAGCUGCAAAACGCAAAGUACUUCAAAAUUACAGCAAACCCGUCAACGAAGUGACACUUGAAGGUUCUGACUCCACAACUCAGGGCUAUGUUGCUCGGAUGGGCGGAGAAGGUCGCUACAUUUUCUACGCCGGUUAUGGAAUGAACGUUCUCAAAGUAAUUGACCGCGAAAGCAUGAGCAUUGUUGCAGGUCUGACUGACCUCCCAAAUGCGGUCUACAGCCUGGACUCUUGUCUCGAUCCCCGAGACAAACGGCGGUGCCUGAUCGUCUUCACCAAUGCAAAAAAUGUCUACCUAGCUUCAGUGCAGUCAAGAAUGAAUUUCCUGGAAGUAGCUUCAGCGUAA
This is a messenger RNA of Hydatigera taeniaeformis, 1020 nucleotides long. NCBI's taxonomy places the organism in Eukaryota, Metazoa, Platyhelminthes, Cestoda, Cyclophyllidea, Taeniidae. The record is from the annotation of a GenBank genome assembly.